AUGGAAGGAAGGAAGGCUGAGGACAACGUCUGGUUGGAAACGGAAGGUGCUCCCGCCUGCUGGAGAUUUGGAGAAUCCAACCGCCCCGUCUUGGACCGUAUCCAAAAGCUUCGUAUCGUCGUCGACAUAAAAGAACUUAGCAGGUAUUGCACGGAUGACGCAAAACCCAGUAAGUGGGAGGAGAGGGGUCAGCAGCUACUGGAGGAAAUGGAGCGGUUAGGACAAAACCUUACAAGACCUAUGGCGGGUCUGCCAACCUUGAAGGGGCUGGAUGUUCGGAUAGAGACCCACCCGGAUUUGCCCGCCACGCCCAAACUUCCAGAUGUUUUAGAUCACGUGUUGGCGUCGGAGACUUGCUCGAUGCUUCGAUCUUUUUCUUGUUGCCAGUUGUCUGAAUUGAUCCGUCCAGGGUCUCCGGGACGUAUGGAAGUUUACAUCAACGGAAUGUUGAAGGUCCGUGAACCUGGCUCAGAAAAUCUAAUUGUCGCUGUUGUUUCAAGCUGCUCUCAGGUUCGGAAUCUUUCGAUCCCCAGCCUGGCACUGCUCUACAAGAACCUCAAAUUCCAUCGCGUGCACAAGGGCUGGGAGAAGCCAUUAGUUGCAAGGGGCAUAAAUACUAUUCAUGAGGCCGAAAAGAUUGCCUCCAUAAAGAGGAUAGCCCCUAAUGGAGGCCUUGAACUGGAAUUCCAUUGGUGGAGAGCAUAG
Molecule: messenger RNA, 705 nt
Organism: Neurospora tetrasperma FGSC 2508
Lineage: Eukaryota; Fungi; Ascomycota; Sordariomycetes; Sordariales; Sordariaceae
Exons: 3
Coding region: 1-705 (234 amino acids)
Source: RefSeq, a predicted model, not a curated record